Molecule: messenger RNA, 906 nt
Organism: Ixodes scapularis (black-legged tick)
Lineage: Eukaryota; Metazoa; Arthropoda; Arachnida; Ixodida; Ixodidae
Product: Fanconi anemia core complex-associated protein 24
Exons: 5
Coding region: 199-867 (222 amino acids)
Biological process (GO): interstrand cross-link repair
Cellular component (GO): Fanconi anaemia nuclear complex
Molecular function (GO): chromatin binding
Source: RefSeq, a predicted model, not a curated record
GAACGCGCCCAAUGGCUGGCGCGCUUCUUUCGACCAACGUCUCUGCAGCGGCCUUUGUGAACAGGCUAUGAAACGGACGAUAGAGGCUGUACUUCUUUGACGGUCCACAGCACUGUGGUAUUACAGAAAGAUAAAAAAAAAAAAUAAGCACGGAGUUAGCGCAUUUGUGCGUUACUGCAUUCUGUGGGCCUGGAUAUAAUGAACACGAGCACAUCAAGCAUAACCCAGCUGACUGGCAACGCAAUUCGGAGAGAGGUUCGCGUUCCCAUCGGGCAUGUCAUGCUUUCCGAGAAGUGGGUGGGAAGUGAUGUCCACGCAGCGCUGCAAAAAGUCGCCCGUACUGUGGUAUCAGAUGAGCUAGGUUUAGUAGAUUUUCAUCCGUCUAGUGGCACUGCAGUGCUGUAUGCCACCGAAGUAGACAUUGUCAACGAAUCCCCACUGAAGCGCAAGAUUGUCAAGCUCAGAAAAAACAAUGCAAAGCAGACCUACAUCAUUGCUCAGCGCACUGAAGCAGUGCAGUCGCAAUACAAAUCCCUCCAGCGUUUCGCAGUGUUGGACAUUGGCAUUCCAACUUUGCCUCUUGAAAACCUGGCAGAGGCAGCACAGCUGUUGGCCCAAAUGGAAGUGGUUGAGAGCAAAGAGAAGCAGCACUUGUUCCUGCUGAAGCGGCGAGCUCCCCCAGCAAGUGCAGCAGUGCUUGGGUGCCUUCUAAAAGUCCCAGGCCUUGGAGAAGUCAGAGCUAAGGCUUUGGUGCGCAAGUGGCACAGCCUCAAGGCAAUUUCGCAGUGCAGCGUGGAUGACCUGGCGCAAGUGAUAGGGAGUGCACCAGCUAAAUGUGUCGUCAAAUUCUUUUGUAAUACCUCCUGACCUUCGACAUACUUUGAGAAAUACAGAAUGCCAUCACUG